Molecule: messenger RNA, 875 nt
Organism: Haplochromis burtoni (Burton's mouthbrooder)
Lineage: Eukaryota; Metazoa; Chordata; Actinopteri; Cichliformes; Cichlidae
Product: type-2 ice-structuring protein
Exons: 7
Coding region: 58-579 (173 amino acids)
Molecular function (GO): signaling receptor activity
Source: RefSeq, a predicted model, not a curated record
GGCUGAAGCUAGUGGCUCACACUGAAAAGAAAGAAGACCUUCUACAAAAGAGACACCAUGAAGCUCCUGGUUCUGGCUACACUUCUUUGUGGAUUGAUGGUUCUGACCACUGCUAAUGUCGGCAGUGGUGCAGGAGGUUUAAUUCCAACAGCAAGGAGUUACCGGUUCAACAUGUCCUCUGGUUGUCCUCAUGGUUGGUCUUAUUUCAAUCAUCGCUGUUUUGUCUACGUUCCAAGAUCCAUGAGUUGGGGUCAAGCUGAGAGAAACUGCAAGUCAAUGGGUGGACACCUUGCAUCUGUGCACAGCAACAACGAGUACCGUCACAUUCAGAAGCUCACUAGUGAUCAUGACUACAUCGAAACUUGGAUUGGAGGAACUUAUGAAUUCGAGGAAAAAGUUUGGCUGUGGAGUGAUGGGAGCUCUUUUCACUAUACACACUGGUGCCCAGGAGAGCCUAGUGGUGGCAACCAGAAUUGUCUCCAGAUAAAUUAUACCCCUUCCAAGUGUUGGGAUGAUCUGUGGUGUGACUUACGUCGGCCAUCUGUCUGUGCCAAGAAAAAAUCAACACUCCUCGGCUGACACUGAAGCAUGAAACUCCCAUAAAAACACAAACUGAUGUAUAAUAGUGUUUGUGUUAUGCUUGCUCCUUCUUCUUUCAUUUUCUAGUUACAUUUUUUUCCCUUCCUUGGUAGCACCCAAUCUAAACAUCCAAAUGACAAAUCAACAAAAACUGCAUUGUCUUUUAGGCCUUGUGUCUUUAACAAGAGCAGACUAAUUGUGUUACCACAGCAUUGAUCUUACAAAACUGUUGCUUCUUCUGUUUAUCUCUUUAUUUUUGCUGUUUUAUGCAACAUUAAAGCUAUCAGUCAAGCAUC